AUGAAGUUCAUCUCCAUCGUCGUUGCCGCCCUUGCUGGCACUGCUAUUGCUGCUCCUUUCAAGCGAUCUCUGAUCGGUGAGGUCACCAGCGUUCUGGGAGGUGUUACCGGCAACACCGGUGCUGGUCAGCUUGAAGCCGAGCUUCAGGGUACUCUUGGCGGUGCCCUCGCCCAGAUUGAGCAGGCCCUCGGAGGUGUCCCUCUUGCCGACAAGCUCUUGGCUCUCAUCCAGGGCGGACUUAAGCCUGCUGCUACCCAGGCCAUUGGCCAGGCUCUUGUCAUGGUUCAGUCCGGGCUCCCUAUCAAUGCCGUCAACGGCUACCUCGACCAGGCUACCGGUGGUGUUGUUACCAACCUUGAGGAGACCUUGGGUACCAGCGAUCUCGUCACCACCUUGACCGGCGUCACUGGUUUGGCCAGCGGUCUUACCGAGGUCGUGUAA
Molecule: messenger RNA, 441 nt
Organism: Pochonia chlamydosporia 170
Lineage: Eukaryota; Fungi; Ascomycota; Sordariomycetes; Hypocreales; Clavicipitaceae
Exons: 2
Coding region: 1-441 (146 amino acids)
Source: RefSeq, a predicted model, not a curated record